AUGAUCGACUUAGCGGCGAAUACACGGCGAUUUGGAUCGGAUAGUCCGGGACCGAUAGUAUGCAAUGUAAAACGUACACACCGGAGGAUUGUUAUUGUUAUCGAGCACAAAAACGCGUUGCCGGAUCCAGGACGCACACUCCGACGACGAAAGGAUAACCACUUUGAAGUUUUCAAGUUCAAGUUUGAACUGUUUGAAGCUUACGAUUAUCCAGCGACGGUUCGUGCACGAGAACGCGGAUGCGGUCCGGCGUCGUUGCUCUGCGCGCGCUACAAUACACAACGAUCUACAAGUCGCGCCGACCAAAACAAAAAACAACAAUUUACACUAAACACCAAUAACACCAAUGGUCGUAGUACGCCAUACGGAUACGGCAUUACGGUAACGGAAGAUGUGCGUUAG
Messenger RNA from Macrosiphum euphorbiae (potato aphid), 402 nucleotides. NCBI's taxonomy places the organism in Eukaryota, Metazoa, Arthropoda, Insecta, Hemiptera, Aphididae. The record is from the annotation of a GenBank genome assembly.